AUGGCUUCAACAUCUACUUCCCCCGAUACUUCUGCGACAUCUCCAUCGCCUAAGAAAUACAAUCUCCGCAACCCGCUCCCCCUCUCGGCCUCCCAAGAACAAGAAGUCAAGCAGAUGUACCACAAGCGCGUACGAGCCCGCUGUGCCCCGGAAAUUAAGGCUUUUGCGGAAUGUGCCGUCAAUCGUACCGUCACCGCCACAUGGGUUUGCCGACAGCAGCGUCUCGCCAUGAAUGCGUGCAUGAUCACUCACGCCAACAACCGGGAGGAAGAAGAUCGCGCUCGCGAGGAGUGGUUCGCAACGCACGAGGAGCGUCGCCGCGCCAAGGAGGAAGAGCUGAAACGUGUUGAGAAGCGCCGCGCGGAGGUUAUUACCAUGAUGCGGCAAGACGAGGAGCGGAGGCGGCAGGAGGGUCAGGGAAAGUGA
Penicillium cataractarum is the source of this 426-nucleotide messenger RNA. RefSeq lists its product as uncharacterized. Lineage: Eukaryota; Fungi; Ascomycota; Eurotiomycetes; Eurotiales; Aspergillaceae. The record is from RefSeq and is a predicted model, not a curated record. Gene Ontology annotation, cellular component: mitochondrion. The coding region runs from base 1 to 426 and encodes 141 amino acids. The transcript has 2 exons.